This is a messenger RNA of Betta splendens (Siamese fighting fish), 2979 nucleotides long. Its product is annotated as neurofilament heavy polypeptide-like. Gene Ontology annotation, cellular component: neurofilament; axon. NCBI's taxonomy places the organism in Eukaryota, Metazoa, Chordata, Actinopteri, Anabantiformes, Osphronemidae. The transcript has 4 exons. Bases 104 to 2440 code for a protein of 778 amino acids. Gene Ontology annotation, biological process: axon development. The record is from RefSeq and is a predicted model, not a curated record. Gene Ontology annotation, molecular function: structural constituent of postsynaptic intermediate filament cytoskeleton.
AAACGGAGAGCGUCCCGGUGCUGACUAGUGGCUUUUCCCUCCCUUCUAUAAAAGCCAGCGCUGCCCCUCCUGCUGCAGUCACUUCUGCUCCGGCUCGGCCAGCAUGAGUUUCACGGUGGACCACCACUUCUUCAGCCCGACCUUGUACCGCAAGGCUCGGCCAGCCUCGGCGUCGUCCAGCGGCUUCCACUCGCAGCGCCGCCGCCUCGCCUACAGCCAGCCGUCCUCCCUGGACAGCCUGGACGCCUUCAACGGCGACAUGACGCGGAGGAGCGAGAAGGAGAUCCUGCAGGCGCUCAACGACCGCUUCGCCGGCUACAUCGAGAAGGUGCGCAACCUGGAGAUGCACAACCGCAACCUGGAGGCGGAGGCGGCGGCGCUGCGCCAGAGCCAGGCCGGACGCGCCUCGGUCGGGGAGCACUACGAGCGCGAGCUGAGCGACCUGAGGGGCGUCCUGCAGCAGCUGACCGGGGAGAAGGCCCACGCGGCUCUGGAGCACGACCACCUGGAGGAGGACAUCCAGCACCUCCGGGCGAGGCUGGAGGACGAGGCGCGCAACCGCGAGGAGCUGGAGGCCGCCGCGCGCACCAUGAAGAUCUACGCCGAGGAAUGCCGGCUGGCGCGGAUGGACCUGGACAAGAAGCUGCGCGCCCUGGAGGAGGAGGCGGCCUUUUUGCGGAAGAACCACGAGGAGGAGGUGUCGGAGCUGCUGGCGCAGAUCCAGGGCGCCCAGGUGAGCUUCGACAUGCGGGACACGCUCAAGAUGGACGUGACUUGCGCACUGCGAGAGAUCCGUGCGCAGCUGGACAGCCAGGCGUCCAAGAGCGCGACGCACGCCGAGGAAUGGUUCAAAGUGCGCAUGGAUUGCCUGUCUGAGGCUGCCAGGUCCAACCAGGACGCGAUCCGCGGGUCCCAGGAGGAGAUCGCAGAAUACCGCCGUCAGCUGCAGAGCCGCACCAUCGAGCUGGAGACUCUGCGCGGAACCAAAGAGUCACUGGAGAGGCAGCGCAUGGAGAGUGAAGACAGACACUACGACGACCUCAAGUCGCUACAGGAGACCAUCAAUCAGCUGGACAACGAGCUGAAAACCACUAAAUGGGAGAUGGCCAGUCAGCUGAAAGACUACCAGGACCUGCUGAAUGUGAAGAUGGCUCUAGAUAUAGAGAUUGCUGCGUAUAGGAAGUUGUUGGAGGGAGAAGAGAAACGCUUUGUGUCAGGAGGAAGCCCAUACUCCUACCUGGAAGGCAGAAUCUCUGCCCACUUGAAAAUGAAGGGUGAAGAGAUCUCUGAUACUGUCAUUGUGGAGGAACAGACAGACGAGACCCAGGUAACAGAAGUGACAGAGGAGGCAGAGGAGGAGGAAGAGGAGGAUAAGAAAGAAGAGGAAGAAGAAGAGCAAGGUGAGGAAACCAAGGAUGAGGAGGGCGAAGGUGAGGAAGAGGGAGAUAAGGAGGAGGAGGGAGAGGGAGAAGAAGAGGAAGAAGCAGAGAAGGAGGAAAAAGAGGAGGAAGGAGAAGAGAAGGGUGAGGAAGAGGAGGCAGCUGAGGAGGAAGAGACCUCCAAAUCUCCAGAAAAAGGUGCAUCCCCUCCUUCAAAAUCCCCUCAGCCCAAAUCUCCAGCAGUCAAAUCACCAGAGUCUAAAUCUCCACCAAAAUCACCAGAACCAAAAUCACCAGCAGCCAAAUCACCGAUGCCAACAUCUCCUGCUAAAUCGCCUGCAGUCAAAUCCCCUGCAGGAGACGAGUCCAAGUCCCCGGCCCCGAAGUCCCCGGUCCCGAAGUCCCCGGUGUCAAAAUCCCCACCCAGCAAAAGCCCAGAACCAAAGUCUCCAGAGAAGGAGAGGGCUGAGCCUGCUGCUGCCAAAGACACCCCGAAGGAGGAGAAGAAAGAGGAGAAGCCUCAGCCUGUGAAGGAGGAGAAGAAGGAGAAAGAGCCCCCUGUGAAGGAGGAGAAGAAGACGGAGCCCAAAGACCAGGAGCCCAAGAGCCCAGCGGAGAAGGCAGACAAGCCCGACCCAAAGAAGGAGAGCAAGGCGGACGAGGCGCCGAAGAAGGACGACGCCCCGAAACCCGCCGCCCCCAGCAAGCCUGCAGAGGAGAAGCCCGCUCCCAAGCCUGAGCCUAAAGAAGCAGCUCCCCCCGCCAAGGAGGAGAAACCGGCUGCUCCUAAGGCCGAGAAGGCCCAACCCGAGGCAAAGCCCGCCCCCAAAGCAGAACCCGCCAAGGCGGAGGCCAAGAAGGAGGAGAAGAAGCCGGACGAGAAGCCUGCAGCCAAAGCUGAGCCCGAGAAGACGGAGAGCAAGAAGGAGGAGAAGAAGCCCGAGGAGAAGAAGGACAGCAGCAAAGACGAGAGCAAGGCCGUGAAGGACGAAGGCAAGAAAGCGGAGAAGUCCUCUGGCACCGAGGCGAAGGAGAGCAAGGAGGAGAAGGCCAAGAAGUGAGGGGCUGAGGGCCGAGCGGAGACACAGAGCUGUUGAGACGGACGCGUCGCUGUCCACCACCAAGCAGGUCACGGUAUGUAAGCAAUAGUUUAGCAAAUAAUCCCCCUGCUCCCCAAGUAUGGCCACCGCCCCCCCCCUCCCCCCCGACGCUUCUGAUGUAUGACUGCAGUGAAUGCAGAACGCUGUAAACUCCUCUGAAUGUGACAACUGCCCUUAAUAAAUAACAAGUGCAUUUAAAGUGAAUCCCGCUGACGGGAGCGCAGGGGCCUGCUGUUUGUAGAGAUGUCAAAUCAAUGUCCAGCUAAAGAUUGUGGCAGAUGUUGAAUAUACAAAUGUCUAUAUUAUAUUUACAGAUAGCUGAAAGAAAAGACUUGAACUUUGCUUGUUGUGCACCUUAAUUCAGCUUCCUGACAGGUGAACUGAAAUGAUUCACUCUUCUGGUAUGUAACGCUAGGACAAUGACUGUGCUAUGUAUAAACCGCAGAGAAUAUGCACUAUGAAAAACAGAUGAAUAAAGACCGAAGCGUCAAACACUCAAA